GACAUCAGUUGAAAUCUGGCAUUUUAUUUUAGAACAUUAGAAAAGCAUUUACACCACAAUGCCUUUUAUUGUUGAAUUGGCACAAAUGCCCGUGUGAUACUGGGAUGGCUAAAAGCACUAGACUGUUUGUUCCACUGUCAUUCUAAAGGUACAGCUUUCGUGGGCUAUAUAUGUGGAUAGACUGAUAUGGGGAUAAAUAGAUAAAAAAAAUGGCGGUUCAGAUGGCGUUAGAAUGUUUCCCAAAAUGGCGAGUUGCUUUACUGAUGUCAUUGGCGAUCGUAUUCAUAAUUGUACAAGCGGCCCCACGUGACCAACAUCACAGACAGAAGCGCCACCUACUGCAGAUGUGUGAGCUGAUUGUCUCCCACACCAACAGGUCAUGUCUGGACUACAACAACUACGGCUGUUUCUGUGGGCUGGGGAUGACGGGCGGGGAGCCGGUGGACGCCAUUGAUGGGUGUUGCCACGAGCACGACCUUUGCUAUGGACGAGUCCGGUGUUUUUGGUUCUACCCUCAGCUUGUUGGCUACCAGGUCACGUGUCAGGGUGACCUGUGCACAUGUGAAGACCACUAUUUGUUUUCGCCUUGUGCCCACACAACCUGCCAGUGUGACGUCGAGUUUUCCCAGUGCUUGGCCAGAUACGAAUACAAUCUUGGUUUUAAAAAUUACGACCGACUUCAAUGCGCUGCCAAUAGUCCAAGUCCCACAACUGUGUUAGAUUCUGUCUGAGAAUCGCCUUGUCACUUUUGCCACUUUGACCCCCAUUGCCGCACAUAAAAUUGGAUUUAACAUAGU
Messenger RNA from Physella acuta, 797 nucleotides. RefSeq names its product basic phospholipase A2. The record is from RefSeq and is a predicted model, not a curated record. Gene Ontology annotation, molecular function: calcium ion binding; phospholipid binding. Lineage: Eukaryota; Metazoa; Mollusca; Gastropoda; Physidae. Gene Ontology annotation, biological process: lipid catabolic process; phospholipid metabolic process; arachidonate secretion.